Messenger RNA from Hansenula anomala, 504 nucleotides. RefSeq names its product Tma19p (gene TMA19). Gene Ontology annotation, cellular component: cytoplasm. The transcript is spliced from 2 exons. Lineage: Eukaryota; Fungi; Ascomycota; Saccharomycetes; Phaffomycetales; Wickerhamomycetaceae. The record is from RefSeq and is a predicted model, not a curated record. Gene Ontology annotation, molecular function: calcium ion binding. The coding region runs from base 1 to 504 and encodes 167 amino acids.
AUGCUUAUUUACAAAGAUAUCAUCUCAGGUGACGAAUUAUUAUCAGAUGCUUAUGACAUCAAAGUCGUUGACGAUGUCAUCAUCGAAGCUGACUGUACCAUGGUUACCGUUGGUGGUGAUAAUGUCGAUAUCGGUGCUAACCCAUCUGCUGAAGGUGGUGAUGAUGAAUUAGACAGUGCUGCUGAAACUGUUAACAACGUUGUCUACUCAUUCCGUUUACAACAAACCCAAUUUGACAAAAAAUCAUUCUUGACUUAUAUCAAAGGUUACAUGAAAAAAGUUAAAUCUCAUUUACAAGAAAAAAACCCAGAUCAAGUUGAAAUUUUUGAAAAAGGUGCCCAAAAAUACGUUAAAAAAGUUAUUGGUUCUUUCAACGACUGGGAUUUCUACACUGGUGAAUCAAUGGACCCAGAUGGAAUGUUGGUUUUAUUAAACUACCGUGAAGAUGGUACUACUCCAUUCGUUGCUAUCUGGAAACAUGGUGUCUCUGAAGAAAAAUUAUAA